Frankliniella occidentalis (western flower thrips) is the source of this 1986-nucleotide messenger RNA. Its product is annotated as major facilitator superfamily domain-containing protein 12-like. Gene Ontology annotation, biological process: carbohydrate transport. Bases 472 to 1887 code for a protein of 471 amino acids. The transcript has 10 exons. Gene Ontology annotation, molecular function: symporter activity. The record is from RefSeq and is a predicted model, not a curated record. NCBI's taxonomy places the organism in Eukaryota, Metazoa, Arthropoda, Insecta, Thysanoptera, Thripidae. Gene Ontology annotation, cellular component: membrane.
UGUCUGAGCCCUCGAGGCACAGACGAGCCAGUGCGCUCCUGGGCUGGCGACGUCCAGUCCGUCGCUCUCGCAGUGAAAAAAUGUGUAGAAAGUUGUGCCUACGGCUAAAGGCUCAAAGAUAAGAAGACAACUCAGUGCGUAUCACUGAGUUGACAGCAAGAUUGCGCGACGGAGUAGACGACUGGACGUUCAACAGAGGAGAAGGGUGACUCGUUCUGAACCCGUUUCUGAUAGAACUGAAUCGGAAACGACACAGUUGCAUGGAUUGAACACAACAUCGAGACUGGCAGAACAUACCAUCAAAAGAAGGGCCACGGCCACACCAGAUCUGUGCGACGAAGCAGCAACACCCGUGCCGGCGAUGAAGCUAUUAACCACAGCAGACUUCUCGGCAGUACUUAAUUGGGUCUUCGCAGGAAAGGGUGGACUACCUCUGAGCCUUUGGCAAUAGAUAAAUAAUUAUACUCAAAAAUGGAGGUACAGCAAAGGAAACUCACUCGAUUUCAACGACUUUGCUACUCAGUCGGACAUGUUCAAAAUGACGUGUGUGCAUCCAUGUGGUUCACAUAUUUGCUCAUUUACUUCACCAAAGUUCUUGGCUGGCCUUCGGCUGAAGCUGGAACUAUAAUGUUAAUUGGGCAAGUUGCUGAUGCAUUAGCAACACCAUUAAUUGGUUUACAGGCUGAUUUAAAACAUGAUCACUGGAUGUGCAAAUAUGGUCGCCGGAAAACUUGGCAUUUAUUAGGAACAAUUUGCGUACUCCUCAGUUUCCCAUUUAUUUUCUCCCCGUGUGGAGUUUGUCAUGAUGCAGAAGGGGACUACUGGGACCAACUGAUUUAUUACUCCGCCUUUGUGUGUAUAUUCCAAUUUGGAUGGGCAGCCGUACAGAUUGCCCAUUUAUCUUUAAUACCCGAACUAACUCCAGAUGAACAUGUUCGUACUGGAUUAAUUGCCUUCAGGAACACUUUCACGGUGGUAUCUAGUGUUUUCAUCUACCUUGUAGCUUGGCUAGUUUUGCACGUGUCAAAUGACCCCAACCAAAAAAUCGGACCAUCAGAUCAGUCAAGCUUCCAGUAUGUCGUGGCUUCUGGUUUAAUAGUUGGUUCUCUGAGCUCUAUUUUAUUUCAUGCUGGUCUAAGAAAUGCAUCACAACCAAUAGACGCUGGAAAUGAGUCAAUAAGUACCAUAGGUGACACAACAAUCUCAACAGAAAUAAAAGACACAACCAAAGUGAUGACAGCCAACAAACAGAAAACAAUUAAAGAACACUUAGUUUCAAUUAAGCUGUACCAGGUUGCGGUUGUCUAUAUGUCAACAAGGCUUUUUGUCAACCUUAGUCAGGUUUAUGUCCCCCUCUAUCUGGACGAACAAGGACUCUCAGCUGAAAGUUUAGCCGUUGUACCUCUGGUCAUGUACAUCAGCAGCUUUUUCACGUCCGUUUUAACUCAAUUUAAAACAAUGAAUAAGUAUUUGGGCAGAAGGCUUGCAUAUUUAAUUGGAUGUUUAAUUGGAGCCGGAGGGUGUGUAUGGGUUGGGCUGGGAGCAGGAAAAAUCUACACAACAUAUGAGGUUUACGCUGUCGCCAUCCUCCUGGGCGCUAGUUCUUCAAUUCUACUUGUUACAAGUGUGGGAUUGACUGCAGAUCUUAUUGGUCAGGAUACGGACACUGGAGCAUUUGUCUAUGGAGUGAUGAGCUUCGUUGAUAAAUUAAGUAAUGGAUUGGUUGUUUUUGUUCUACAAUCCUAUUUCCACCAAAAUUAUAGAAACGUAUUGGCAUACGUGUGUGGAGCUUCAACCAUUUUGGGAGUACUGGCUAUAGGAACGUUACUCCAAUCUUCAGAUUACUCUAGUAUUUUGUGUAAAAAGACUUACAGUGUAAAGACAUAGUCCAUGACAACUCAUAAGCGAUGCUGAAUCCAAUAUUGUUAUUUUACUUCUAUGUUGUGUUUUGUAUAUAUAUUUAAUAUAUUUUUUAUUUAUUUGUGA